AUGUCAACCACCGACGAGUCUGCGAUGCGGGCAGAACCUGAUUUACAAAAAUGUCCCCUUCCAAAUCCUAAAUUCCAACAACUCCAAGAAGACAGGUUCCGAUUCACUCCUGUCAAAGUUGUGAAGCCCGCCCCGCGCAUCUGGGAUCGCCAGCCUUCCACCCCGUUUCUGGCACGUCCCAAAUCGCGGAAGGUGUGGAAGCGCUUCCGCUCCUCAUUCAACAGUAUGAAGGCGCUGCAGCGCUUGAUUUCCGCGCAGAGUACUCCUGAUGAUCACGACGACCUAUACACCGAAAUCAACACGUCGCGGAAUGAAGAUUACAUGCGCGGCGUCAAGAGACGGUGUCUCGUGCAUGAUUCUGAGGAACAGGUAGAGACAAAGGCGUCCCGAGGACGCUCUUUUCUAGAGACAAAAUGGGAGUCAGAGGCCAGUGGGAAAAGGCGUAAAUUUCCCGCCUAUCGCAGUCUCGUGCACAGCCCCGAGCCUAUCGUAGCCGAUUCUCAGGCGCUAGGGGCCAGCGACAACGAUGACAGCGAUACGAGUUAUCAAAACGCACCCGAUGCUGCCACGUCAGGUGAUGAAAACUUGCCGGAUACGGCUGAAAGCGACGAAUCGAUGGAUGGUAGCCCAGACACGCCUACCAGAUUGGCUGCUCCCGCGGCCUAUCCCUGCACGCUACAUGGUUUACAAAGUGGGAUGGAUGGAAUCACUGCCGAUAUAAAGGGAUCUGAUGAUCUCAGUCAGCCCCAGGCUGACCUGCCUGGGUCUAGCUCUCUAGAAGCUGGUCCUUCGGAGAAUAUAAAGGAGCAGGAAAAUGAUGCUGUUUUGGAUACAAUGACGGAUGAUCUACAAUCUGGACUAUGCGAAUCACAAACUUCUGCAACGGUGUCUCCAGAGAGUGUGCAGCAGAUAGACGCCACAGAACCACCAGCAGCGGCACCCGUGCAGGACCUGACUGCAGAACAGGAGUCGACUUUGGUCCGAUCGGCACUACGGAGCUCUUUGGAUGGCGAGGAUGCCGAGUUACUCAAUAACUUUUUGUCCAAAGCGAAAGCCAAACGAGAGGCCAAAGCCGCAGCAGCCGCGAUGGUUACGCAGGAUACAGAAGAGAAGGCCGACCCGGAAUACGUGGAGAUCCCCGAAAUUCCCACACCGCAAGGUCGUCGGGUCCUGGAGGAUCUGGAUGCCAAUUCACCCUCACCGCAGAAAGCCCAGUUGUCGCCAUCCAAGGCUGCGGGCAAGGAUAUUGACGAAAAUGAAGAUCAGCUGUCUUCCAGUCCCCGUCGAAGCACCCGAACUCGUAGUGUCAAGCCCCCGCCGCGGAUGACUACUACGACUACGGCGGCUCGCAACACCUUGACGCUUCGUCGCGCGAAGGGAACCGAAUUCGUCUUUCUUAAAAAGACCGAAGCCCAGGAACUGGCACUGGCGACUCGUCGGAACACGCGAAAGAAUAAAGGAGAUGCGAUGUUGCCGAAGUAUACGCUACAGACUUUGGCUCAACAAACAUCGGAUUCCGAUGCCACAUCCGAUGACGACAAAUCUGCACGCGAUCCUGGUCGGCGGCGGGCGUCCGCAAAGAGGGUGUCAUGGAACGACGAGCGACUCGUUGAGUACGAAGGUGAGAGUGGAGAGGGGAGUAGCGAUGACGCUGCUGGCCGAGGAGGGAAAUCUAAAAAUUCAGAGAAAAGAAAGGCGGCCAGUAGCCGCACGACGCGUUCGCAGGAUCCGUCGAAGACUGGUGGUGACACCGUGCCGGCUGCAUCGACUACUGCAGCGACUACUGCAACUCCUCGACCGCGGCGUGUGCGGCGACUAGGAACACCCAAACCUACUGCAGCCGUUGACGCCAGUGCAUCUCCGUCCACCAGCAUGAGCCCGCCCGAAACACGCAAAAAGCUGAUCCCUAAGUCUCCCCGAACGGCAUUAGCGGGGAGUGGCGCAUCGAAAAAAUCUCCCGUGUCAGCACCCGGAGUGACACUCGAGCGUCAGGAGACAGUAGCUCACUGA
Molecule: messenger RNA, 2010 nt
Organism: Aspergillus nomiae NRRL 13137
Lineage: Eukaryota; Fungi; Ascomycota; Eurotiomycetes; Eurotiales; Aspergillaceae
Exons: 3
Coding region: 1-2010 (669 amino acids)
Source: RefSeq, a predicted model, not a curated record